AUGACUAAAUUGCAGGACAUUAUACUUGUACUGUCCGUAUCAGCAGUUGCCAGUGCGUUAGUAACUACGCCCAAUGCAGAAACUCGAUCGCAUCAGUUGUCAAAACGUAGUCCUGGUAAAGAUUGGGAAAAAGCUGUCGGACGUGAAUCAAACCACGGCGAUUCAAGUGGACCGGGGCCAUCGAACAACGGUGAUUCAAGUGAACCAGGACCAUCAAACGACGGCAAUAGUGCCAAAAGUAGACUGGAUGAUGCCAAACGUAAAAGGGAAGAUAUAUGCGAUAAAUAUCAUAAAUACAAGAAAGAGUUCGAGCAAGAUAAAGCCGCCUUAAAAUUAGAACAAGAAAACAUGCAUCUUAACUCGUUUGGUAAUGAUUAUUAUGGUAGCAACGGUGACGAAUCAUUUGCGCGCAGACGUAAAAAGUUUUUACAGUUGAAAAAACGAUGCAAGAAUGCAAAGCGACAGGAAAAGGACCUAAGAAAAGAGUUUGAAGAGCAAUCUGGCACUGGAUGGAGGGGCAAACUCGAACGAUUAAAAAAGAUGCUUACCAAACACUAA
Batrachochytrium dendrobatidis JAM81 is the source of this 558-nucleotide messenger RNA. RefSeq lists its product as uncharacterized. The transcript is spliced from 2 exons. Lineage: Eukaryota; Fungi; Chytridiomycota; Chytridiomycetes; Rhizophydiales. The record is from RefSeq and is a predicted model, not a curated record. The coding region runs from base 1 to 558 and encodes 185 amino acids.